Molecule: messenger RNA, 3257 nt
Organism: Xyrauchen texanus (razorback sucker)
Lineage: Eukaryota; Metazoa; Chordata; Actinopteri; Cypriniformes; Catostomidae
Product: protein kinase C beta type-like
Exons: 17
Coding region: 184-2226 (680 amino acids)
Biological process (GO): protein phosphorylation
Molecular function (GO): diacylglycerol-dependent serine/threonine kinase activity; ATP binding; zinc ion binding
Source: RefSeq, a predicted model, not a curated record
CACAACAGUCAGCUGGGGAAAGGAAGAUGUGUGGUCGCUAGACUACCGACUAACCGGGAAGCGAAACGCAAGCCGAGCAAGAUCCGGUACAUUGACGCAGUCUACAGUUCGAAGACGAUUAGUAGAGAUUUAUACCCACUGUAUCCAUAAGACGCGCGGGUAUUUAACAGUUCCGUCGCCAUUAUGUCUGGUCAAGCGUUGCAAAGGAACAACACUGAGGAGGAUGCGGGGGGCGCGCGAGGUUUCGCCAGGCAGGGCGCUUUGAAGCAGAAAAACGUGCUCGAAGUGAAGAACCACAAGUUCAUCGCGCGCUUCUUCAAGCAGCCGACCUUCUGCAGGCACUGCACCGACUUCAUCUGGGGUUUCGGCAAGCAAGGCUUCCAGUGUCAAGUGUGCUGUUUUGUGGUCCACAAGCGCUGCCAUGAGUUUGUUGCUUUCUCCUGCCCAGGGGCUGACAAGGGCCCUGCAUCAGAUGACCCACGCAGUAAACAUAAGUUUAAGGUACACACAUACUCCAGCCCUACAUUCUGUGACCACUGUGGAUCUUUCCUGUAUGGACUUGUAAAACAAGGGAUGAAAUGUGACACUUGCUUGAUGAAUAUUCAUAAACGAUGUGCGGAAAAUGUUCCCAGUCUGUGUGGAACAGACCACACAGAGAGGAGAGGACGACUUCAAAUAGCUGCUGACAUAAAACAAUUAGUUCUCACCGUGACCAUCAAGGAGGCUCGGAACUUGGUGCCAAUGGAUCCUAAUGGCCUGUCAGAUCCAUACGUGAAGCUUAAAUUAAUUCCAGAUCCAAAGAAUGAGAGCAAGCAGAAGACCAAAACCAUCAAGUGCUCCCUCAAUCCAACUUGGAAUGAAACCUUCAUCUUUAAUCUCAAAGCUACAGAUCAGGACAGGCGUUUGUCAGUGGAGAUUUGGGAUUGGGAUUUUACCAGCAGAAAUGACUUUAUGGGAUCACUGUCUUUUGGCAUCUCUGAAUUGCAGAAACAAAGUGUCAAUGGAUGGUUUAAGAUGCUGGGCCAAGAGGAAGGGGAAUAUUUCAACGUUCCAGUCCCACCAGAUGGAGAAGAGGGCAAUGAAGAAUUGAGGGAGAAAUUUGUGAGAGCCCAGAUUGGCCCUGGAAAUAAGAAUAUAGAUGACUCUACAAAGAAUGACACCUUCAAAUACGAUGUCAAUGGCAACCAAGACCACAUGAAACUCACAGACUUCAACUUCAUCAUGGUGCUGGGCAAAGGCAGUUUUGGCAAGGUAAUGCUUGCAGAGCAUAAAGGCUCAGAUGAGCUUUAUGCGGUGAAGACCUUAAAGAAGGAUGUUGUCAUUCAGGAUGAUGAUGUUGAAUGCACUAUGGUGGAGAAAAGAGUUCUCGCUCUCUCUGGCAAACCGCCCUUCCUCACCCAACUCCAUUCCUGCUUUCAGACAACGGACCGUCUUUACUUUGUGAUGGAGUAUAUCAAUGGUGGAGAUCUGAUGUACCAGAUACAGCAAGUGGGAAAAUUUAGGGAACCCCAUGCUGCGUUCUAUGCUGCAGAAAUUGCCAUUGGCCUCUUCUUUCUCCAUUGGAAGGGCAUUAUUUACAGAGAUCUGAAGCUGGAUAAUGUGAUGUUGGACUCUGAAGGCCACAUUAAGAUUGCAGAUUUUGGCAUGUGCAAAGAGAACAUUUUUGAAAGGAACACAACUAAAACCUUUUGUGGCACUCCAGACUACAUUGCUCCCGAGAUCAUUGCUUAUCAACCGUAUGGAAAAUCUGUUGACUGGUGGUCCUAUGGAGUUCUCCUGUAUGAAAUGCUGGCAGGACAGCCCCCUUUUGAUGGUGAGGAUGAAGAUGAGCUUUUCCAGUCGAUCAUGGAGCAUCAUGUGUCUUACCCCAAAUCCAUGUCCAAAGAAGCAGUGGCCAUAUGCAAGGGGCUGAUGACCAAGCACCCAGGCCACCGUCUGGGCUGUGGACCAGAGGGAGUGAGAGACAUAAGGGAACACGCUUUCUUCCGCUACAUGGACUGGGACAAACUGCAGAAGAAGGCAGUUCAGCCACCCUUCAAACCCAAAUCAUGCGGUCGAGAUGGAGGGAACUUUGAUAGUUUUUUCACCAGCCAUCCUCCCAUCAUGACCCCUCCCGACCAGCAAGUGAUUCAAAACCUGGACCAAACUGAAUUCCAGGGCUUCUCGUACAUUAAUCCUAAAUUUGCAUCUAUUACAUCCAAGAAGCCAGUUUUAGCUCAAUAUUAGUAGCUCAUUAUUGGGAGCAAUCAGAUUACAGACCCUAAAAUGACAGCGUUUGAAUGGGCCUAAGAGAGUGAACCAGAUUGAUGGAAUUGAGCUAAUUUCUAUAUACAAUGUUAUACAAUAUUCAUCCUGCAUAUUCUUUCAAUUCAUGUUGCUUAAACCCCUUAUUUCGGGAAUUAUCAAGGGAAAUUGUCUAACUUUGUAAAUGAGCUUAUAAAAGAGUGAGUCUAUGAUGCUUUUGUUUCAUAUACUGUAAUAUUACAGGUCUUAAAAGUCAAACGUAUCUGGGUGAAUCUCACUGUACCUUUUAAGAUCAUGUCCAUGUCAGAUUUUGCCCCAAAAUCAAGAAGUAAAUGUAAAUGAAUAAAAUAAGUUACAUUUGUAAAUUGAUAGCAAUGUAAAAUAUUAAAAUUAAUCAGUAGUAUUUUUUCCCAGAACAGUAAUUAGAAUUAACAUUUUUAGUGUUAUGGUAAUGAGUUUUGGUUAGGGAAAUGUGCUAAAUUGUAAUGAAAAUAAUGUCACGUUGCAAAAUGGUUUUAAAAAUGGUGUUUUGCUAUAUACAGGUAUAUAUGAUUUAUUUUUUUCUGAUUUUUGGGUGAAAUGUGAACUUUUUCUCACCGAUUCACACAUUUGACUAAGCUGGAAAAUUUCUUUGGAAUAUCAGUUAUAGAUGCUUUGGUUGGGUGUUGUACGUGGGCUUGUGUGAAACUGUGCCAAGUCAGAGAUUAAAAUUUAGGAACUGGUCAUGCCAACAUAUAGUUUUCCAACCAGUGCACAACUUAAACAAAGAUCAAUCAAAUGGAAAUGAUAGUGAUGUGAUAUAACAUCUUUGCAACUGAUUUUCAGACAUGAUUAUUUUAAUUACUUCUUUACAAGAACAUAUCUUUUUGUUAUUAUUCCUCAAUAUCUGUGAUUUAUGACUUUUUUUACUUGUUACCUGCGCCUAGCAGUGUUUGGAUCAAAUUAUUUUGUAACUGUGGACAGACUGUUUCUAUAGAGAAAAUAUAUGUAUUUAGAAUAUAUAUUAAAAUCUC